AGAGCCCUGGGUUACUGCUAAAACUAUGAUCUUCACACUGCUUUUGGCUCUCAACUUCUUUUCCUCAGUUCAAGUAACAGAAAACCAGAUUUUUGUGACGCAGUCACCCAUGCUUGUUGUGUACAACAAUGCGGUCAACCUUACCUGCACGCAUACUCACAACAUCUUCUCAAAGGAGUUCCGGGCAUCCCUAUAUAAGGGAGUGGAUAGUGCUGUGGAAGUCUGUGUUGUGAGUGGAAAUCAAUCCCAUCCGUCUCAGCCUCAGUCAAAUACGGGAUUCAACUGUGAUGUGAAAUUGGGCAAUGAAACAGUGACAUUCUACCUCUGGAAUUUAUAUGCUAAUCAAACGGAUAUUUACUUCUGCAAAAUUGAGGUUAUGUAUCCUCCUCCUUACAUAGACAAUCAGAAGAGCAAUGGAACCAUUAUCCAUGUAAAAGAGACACAUCGUUGUCCAGUGGCACCUCCUGCAUCUACUACAAUAUUUUGGAUACUGGUGGUGGCUGUUGGGGUCCUGUCUUUUUAUAGCUUUCUAGCAACAGUGGUUCUUAGUAUUUUCUGGAUAAAGAAUAAGAAUAAGAGAAUGCUUCAGAGUGACUACAUUAACAUGACUCGGAGGAGAAUGGUGCCUGCUCCCAAGUACUACCAGCCUUAUGCCCCAGCACGUGACUUUGCAGCCUAUCGCUCCUGA
This is a messenger RNA of Sorex araneus (European shrew), 688 nucleotides long. RefSeq names its product CD28 molecule (gene CD28). The record is from RefSeq and is a predicted model, not a curated record. Gene Ontology annotation, biological process: T cell costimulation; positive regulation of T cell proliferation; T cell receptor signaling pathway. Gene Ontology annotation, cellular component: membrane; external side of plasma membrane. Lineage: Eukaryota; Metazoa; Chordata; Mammalia; Eulipotyphla; Soricidae.